GCAAAUGCCGACAUCAAAGGAAAUUUAUAAAUUCUCGGGUCGAUUUUAUAUUACAUCAUCGCAAAAUAAGAUAACCAGAUUUCCAGCCCCAAAGAUAGUUCUUGACGAAUCAAAUAACAUCUCACCACGCGAAUAUUGGGAGUCGCUGCGAUGUCAAUUAUGGAAUUCGCUUUCAUCGCAAAGCAGGGCAGCUUUUACUUGGCCUCCGUCAGGAGAAAUUCCAAAGAGCGAAAAAGAUUCGUUCAAAUGUUUGAAGUUGGAUUCAAUGUUGAACAGUACAAAUUCUGUUAAUUCUUCUGAGAAAAUCUUGCAUGAUUUGGCAUUUGAGAACUUUUGUAUUUUGAUAUUCAAAGCAAACGAAGUUAUGAGGUUUGACUACGAAGCAUUUCCACCGAAAAGAAUAAUCUACAAUUUUGAUGAUGAGGAAGACGUUUGGGAAGUUGAAGAGGCAAAUCCAUGA
This is a messenger RNA of Acaulospora morrowiae, 460 nucleotides long. The record is from the annotation of a GenBank genome assembly. Lineage: Eukaryota; Fungi; Glomeromycota; Glomeromycetes; Diversisporales; Acaulosporaceae.